Molecule: messenger RNA, 8017 nt
Organism: Bactrocera oleae (olive fruit fly)
Lineage: Eukaryota; Metazoa; Arthropoda; Insecta; Diptera; Tephritidae
Source: RefSeq, a predicted model, not a curated record
AAAGUGACAGAUGGGCGAAGUAGCCAGCGGCCAUUUUUAUUUUCACUUGUACACAGUGGAAAAAUCGACCGAUUGGCAAAGUACAUAAAUAUGAAGUUUUAGUAAAAAAAAGCAGAAAUUGUUGUGAAUCUUAAUAAAAGUUAAUAUAGUUUACAGAAUGUCUGGUUCACAGCGUUCUUUUGCUCAGAAAUUAACGAAGCACAAUUCGUCCGAGGUGCGAAAAAAUGUCGUCGUUAAUCAUUUGCAAACAAAGGCAGUGGAUUCCGGCUCGAUGUGUUCAUCAACGCUUUCGCUUACGGAGCCCGUUGAGCCGUUGGAUUAUGAAGAAUUUCUUACACAACAUAUGAAUAUAUUGAAUAGGGACCCACUGAAGCAUAUACUCGAUUUUCCACCUACUGAUGUGGCUGUUAAAAUCAUUCCGCGUAAGAUACGCACCAUUGAACAUGUUGUGCCGAAAGAAAAUAUCGCCGAACUACCGCUCUAUGUGCAGGAAUGCGUCAACUGUUAUACACGUCCCUGGAAAGUAGUCGAAUACGCACAGCGUCACUACUCCAGUUCCUGUUGUUCACGCGAACGCAUCGAUCGUGGCACCAUCAGUCCGUCUGCCUACCAGCAAGAGUUUGAGAUCGACAAAGAAUUCACCUCUUUCGAUGAGAACCUAACAGACAAAAGCGAUAGUUGCACACCAAGUUCACGACAAUCUAUCGCCAGUUUGUCUUCAGUAAGUUCAUGCACAGAUACAUUGACGCCACGCGGCUCUUGGGCUAGUUUUGAUUUGCGACGUUCGGUAAAUGAUCCACUAAUACCGAAUUUAUUAGAUGAUGUGCCACCGGAACAAAUUGAUCAAAUGAAUGAGUCACGUCGACAAGAAGAUCGACAGGAAGCGCUCUUUACACUCUAUCCUGAAGCUGAUCCAGAGGAUAUUAUCGAACGACGUUUACCAGCUGAAAUACCCAUGGAACAUUUGGGUCAUCGCAUACUAGUGAAAUGCUUACAGCUACGUUUGGAAUUAGAAGUGGAACCAAUUUUCGCCACAAUGGCAAUUUACGAUGCGAAAGAACGUAAAAAGAUAUCGGAAAAUUUCUACUUUGAUAUGAAUUCAGAUAAUUUGAAGCGUAUGCUUAGCACACAUGUGCGUUGCGCAGACGCAAGCACACAAAGUCGUGCUGGCAUUUUUGAGAUAACAUAUCCGAGUAGCGACAUAUUUCUAGUCAUACGUUUGGAAAAAGUCUUACAGGGUGAUAUCAAAGAUUCUGUGGAACCGUAUUUAAAAGAUGACAAAGAUAAGUAUCGCGAGAAAGCCAAAUCGAAUGCUGCUGAUUUCUGUGAGCGUUUGGGUAAAUAUCGUAUGCCAUUUGCAUGGACAGGUAUUUAUUUGAAUAGCAUAUUUAAUGGUGAGAAUGUGGAAAAUAAAGAUGCUGUUGCUGCUAAUGCAGAGAAAGAUACCACAAGUGGUGGUAAUUUGACGUCGGCCGUGAGCUCUAACAGUUUAGAUCGCAAAGCAUCCACUAGUAGUUUUGAUCAACUACGCCGUAAAGCGAACGAUAUGAGCGGCACAUUAACGCGCCGCGGCUCGCUGGAACGCAAAGAAAAGCGGCGAUCCUGGUCACUGGAUGACUUUGCAAAUGUAAUUGAGACUUUCCGACCCAUAACGAUCACAGUAUCCAGUUUCUUUAAACAAGAAUCUGAUAAAAUGAAGGAUGAAGACCUCUACAAAUUCUUAGCCGAGUUGAAACGUCCCAGUAACGCAAUGAAAAAAUAUAAAUGCAUACCCGGUUCAAUAAAACUGGAAAUUUUACCUUGUCCCGAAGAGGUGAAAAACGCUUUAACACCCGAAUUAGCCAAAGUCGAUCCUUAUCCCGAAGAUAAAACGCGUCCAAUCAAGGAAAUAUUGGAGUUUCCCUCCACCGCUAUCUAUAAUCCACAUUACACAUACCGCAAUUUGCUUUUCGUCUCACCAAAAGAGUUGAAUUUCUCCUCACGCGCCGGUUCGGCACGCAACAUCGCCGUACGCGUACAAUUGAUGGCAGGUGAAACACAAAUGGAUGCAGUAAAUGCAAUUUAUGGCAAAUCUUCAUGUCCGGAAUAUGCCAGCGAAGCCUUCACUGCGGUCAACUAUCAUAACAAAUGUCCAACAUUCUAUGACGAAAUCAAAUUUGCACUACCAGCGUAUAUUAAACAAAAUCAUCAUCUCUUCUUUACGCUCUACCAUGUUUCGUGUCAAAAGAAACCGCAAGAGGUACAACCAUCUGUUGAAACGCCCGUUGGUUACACGUGGCUGCCACUGCUGCAGGAUGGCAAAUUGAAAGUGGGCGAAUUUCAAUUACCUGUCAUGGUGGAAACACCACCAGAAAAUUAUUCGUUCAUACCGCCAAAUGUACACUUACCCGGCACAAAAUGGCUGGAUAAUCAUCGGCCCGUCUUUACGAUAACAGUGGAUGCCGUUACGGCAGUGCACACAUUGGAUCCACACUUGGAUGGUUUCUUUCUCACUUGCGAUUAUUUGGAUUCACGCAAAAUACCGCCACGCAUUGGUGAGGGCAAUAUGGAGAAUGAAAUGAAAAAGGCACUGCUGGAGAUUGCUAGUGCUGAACGCGAACCAUUGGUGAAGAAUCUGCAUUUGGUGUUGGAUAAAUUAAUAGAGCUUUUGGUGACGGCCUAUAAAAUAGGCGGUCAACCAAUUUCACUAGGUUCGACCGUCUUCGAAAUGCUUUGUAUGGUGUCGGCGAAUCUCUCGAUUCUUAACGAUGACUUGGUGGUCGACCAGUAUGGCCGUCAGGCGCUGCUCUCUACCUACGUGCAGUUUCAAUGCCGCAUACCACAUCCAUUCGGUGGCAAGCGUCGCAUCACUUACAGCCGCAGUAAUGCCGAAGAGUUAUCGGCUAAUGCCGCCGAAACAUACAGUCUCUACGAAAAUGUAUCCAUUGGGCGCAGUUUGGAUCGCAAAGAGCACACGUUAGAAUUGUCGCCCACAUUUGGUAGUCGCGAUGGUCAAAUACGCUUGCUACAUGAAGAAUUGGCUUUACAUUGGGUUGUGGCCAGCGGCAAAGCAACCGAACUCGCCAUGUCCAAUUCAUGGUUUCUCUUCGAAUUGAUUGUCAAAUCCAUGAUCGAGCAUUUAGAUUAUAGCAGCGCUUUAACUGCGCCACGCAAACAACGUUUCCCACACCAAUUUACGGAUGACAUUUCGACACUUGUACAUUUGGUAACCACUAAAGUGGUAGGCUAUCACAGUGAGGAACCGAAAUUAGCGCAAUCGCUAAAUGCCAGUUUGGGUUUCUUCAUAUUCGAUUUGUUUAGCAUAAUGGAUCGCGGUUUUGUCUUUGGUCUCAUCAAAACUUAUUAUAAAGUCUUGAUAUCGAAGAAUGCCUCCAUACCGGAUUUGAUGAAUUACAAAAUCGACUUUUUACGCAUAGUGUGCAGUCAUGAGCAUUUUGUGGCAUUGAAUUUGCCUUUCGGCACGCCUUACACCACUGUAUCGGCGCCUUGCAGCCCAACGCCGAGCACCACGUCGAGCAAUAGUCAAACUUCUUAUAGUUCCAUGGAGCGCGCUUUGCACGCGGAUUUAAAUGCAGAUUUUCGGCAACAACAUUUUCUCGUCGGUUUGGUUUUGAGCGAUUUGGCGACAGUGCUUGAAGUGCCGUAUGUAGCGACUCAUUUAAAAAUGCCAAAUAAUACAUCUUAUGUAAACGCUGCACUUAUUUCAUUCAUCUCUCUUAAUUACAGCAAUCCCCAGCUGCACGGUAAAGCCAUACGUUGCAUACGCAAUCUAAUGACCUCGCACGAUUUAGAUCCACGCUACAGUGAGGUGGAGGCGCGCGCACGCGUUGCAUCGCUCUAUUUGCCUCUACUGGGCGUCGUUAUGGAUGUUAUACCACAACUACACCCAUAUCUCACAGACACAAAUGAUCGUCUACAAAGCAUGGGCUUAUUGGAAGACUAUCAAGGUCCCCACCAGAGUCUUUCCACAUCCACAAUUAAUACUGAUUUUAAUUACGCCAACUCUGGCAAUCGCACCUAUAACUAUCUCAAUGAGCAGAUAAAAAAUAAAUCUCAGUUGAGUAGCGAAAACACGCGACAUUUGCUCGCUUGUUGCAUUUGGGUUUUAAAGAAUCUGGAACGUAGCGUCUUGUAUCGCUGGUUGCUCGGUCUCAAUCCGCAUCGUGUGCAUCAAAUGUUGCAGCUAUUGAACACCUGUAUACCUUGUUUCGAGUAUAAAGGUCAAAAGCGUUUGCCAUCACUCAAACGUAAUACGCAGAGUUUUCGUAAACCGACCGAUCUAAAGGAAAAACUAGAGGAAUGCAUACGUGGCACAAAUUCGGCGCGUUAUGAUCUCAUCAACAGGCGCAAAGAUCGUAAUUCGACGGAGAAAUUUCGUUGGCGCAAAGAUCAAAUGCCAUAUCGUUCGCAAUUCUACGACAACGCCACCAAAGCGGAUCCCGAACUCGAGCUGAACCAUUUUAUCGAAGGCUCACUGGCCACCGAGAUCUCAUUGAUUAUUUUGGAUGCCUUGGAAAUCAUUGUACAGGUUGCUACCAAUUCGGAAAUGCACCACAAUCUAUUGGGUACAGUGUUGAAAGUAAUGCUGCAUGCGCUGUCGCGUAAUCAAAGCACAUUAUCGCUACAAAAUCUGUUCGCCUCGCAACGUGCAUUGAUUUUUAAAUUCCCGAAUUUGCUUUUCGACGAAGAGACAGACAUCUGUGCAGAUCUAUGUUUGUUGCUGUUGAAGCAUUGCGGUUCAUUGCUGCCGGCUAUACGCUCACAAGCUUCGGCAUCACUGUACUUGCUCAUGCGGCAAAACUUCGAGAUCGGAAAUAACUUUGCGCGUGUCAAAAUGCAAGUGACCAUGUCGCUCAGCUCGCUGGUCGGCACCAGUCCUGCAUUCAGCGAACAAUCUUUACGUCGCGCACUGAAAACUGUACUCGUUUACGCCGAAUCCGAUCAGGAUCUGCAAGAAACCUCGUUUCCCGAGCAAGUGCAAGAUCUACUCUUCAAUUUGCACAUGAUACUGUCCGAUACCGUUAAAAUGAAAGAAUACCAAGAGGAUCCUGAAAUGCUGCUCGAUCUCAUGCAUCGCAUUGCCAAAGGUUAUCAAAACAAUCCGGACUUACGUCUCACCUGGUUGGAGAAUAUGGCGAAGAAGCAUCGUGAGCGCGCCAAUCACACCGAAGCAGCCAUGUGUUAUGUACAUUCGGCGGCGCUGGUUGCCGAAUAUCUUAGUAUGUUGGAAUCGCAAACGCACUUACCCGUUGGCGCUGUUAGCUUUCAAAGUGUCACACCAAACGCGCUCAUGGAGUCAGCCGUUUCGGAUGAUGUACUAAGUCCUGGCGAAGAUGGCAUUUGUUUGGGCAAUCAUUUUACCGAAAGUGGGCUGAAAGUGUUGCUGGAAGAAGCAUCGAAUUCAUUUCAAAUUGCUGGCAUGUACGAGGCCAUGAAUGAGGUGUAUAAAAUUUUAACACCCAUUUGUGAAGCGAAUCGAGAUUUUCAGAAAUUGGGCAAAAUUCAUGGUAAACUACAAGAGGCCUUCAAUCGCAUCGCACAACUGCAGGGCAAACGUGUAUUUGGCACUUACUUCCGUGUCGGCUUCUAUGGCACGAAAUUCGGUGAUUUGGAUCAGCAAGAAUUCAUUUACAAAGAACCAACACUAACUAAAUUACCAGAAAUAUUUAGUCGCCUGCAGAACUUUUAUGCCGAUCGUUUUGGUCCCGACUCAGUUCACAUAAUCAAAGACUCUAAUUCGGUCGAUAUUAAUUCAUUGGAUCCCGAAAAAGCUUACAUACAAAUAACCUACGUGGAACCGUACUUCGAAACUUAUGAGCUACGUCACCGUGAGACCUAUUUCGAGCGUAAUUUCAAUAUAAAACGUUUCAUAUUCGCCACGCCAUUUACCAAGUCCGGCAAAGCGCAUGGUGACCUACACGAGCAAUGCAAACGUAAGACCAUACUCACCACAGCCAAUCACUUUCCCUACGUAAAGACACGUAUACAGGUGAUCGCGCGACAACAAAUCAUACUGGAACCGAUUGAAGUGGCUAUCGAGGAUAUACACAAGAAGACAGCUGAACUUGCAGCAGCUACCAAUCAAGAACCGGCCGAUCCGAAAAUAUUACAAAUGGUUUUGCAAGGUUGCAUCGGCACUACAGUCAAUCAGGGACCUAUGGAAAUGGCUACAGUCUUUCUCGCGAAUCUUUCUGAUGGCGUAACGGUGCCAACCAAACAUCAAAAUAAGCUAAGACUUUGUUUCCGUGAAUUCUCCAAACGUUGCGCCGACGCAUUGAAGAAGAAUCGUAAUUUAAUAUCGAGCGAUCAAAAGGACUAUCAGCGAGAAUUGGAACGAAAUCAUGAGCGUUUUGUGGAGCGCUUAACACCAUUGAUAACAUUAACGGCCGCGCAGGCGCAAGGUGUUGUGAAAGCCAAUGCUUACAUCUAUAAAAGUACACCUUUAAAAUGGUAAUGUCACCAAUUAGUUGGAUUUGGUGAAGUAUAUCAUGGGCACAUACAUAUAUGUGUAUAUAUAUGUAUAUUACUACACUUAAUAUGGAUUUUUAAUUCAAAUACUUGAAUCAGCUGAAUAAUGUAUUUUAUACCUUUCCUACCGACCCUCUUACAUGUCUGUACCUAUGGAUUUUCUGUGGACCCUAUUGUUAUUGUAAUAUUCGAAUAUGUUUUUAGUGUUGCGGAUUAUUUUAAGUAAUGCCGUUUUUACUAAAUAUAUAAACCGCAUCUUUAUGAAUUAAGUAUUAGUGUAAUAGUAUUAAGUUUUGAUUUUGAACUGACUUUUUUCGAAUUUAACACAUACAUACAUAUGUGAAAUAGCUGUAGUUGAGACUUGAUUAGUUUGCGCUUGGUAUUUGAAAGCACUUUAACCGUUAUUCUUAUGACGCUUACUUUCUUCUUUGGUUUCAAAUUUGAAAGAAGAUUUAUAAAUAAUAUUUUAUGCUUUCAUUCAAUUUUUUUUUUAUAAAUAAUUUAUUUUUUAUAAAUAUAUUUACGUAUAUAAUUUUUUUUACAAUAUAAUUUUUUUUUAUAAUUUUUUUUAUAAUAUUUUUUACAAUAUAAUUGUUUUUUAUAAUAUUUUUUACAAUAUAAUUUUUUUUUAUAAUAUUUUUUACAAUAUCAUUUUUUUUUAUUCUUUUUACAAUAUAAUUUUUUUUUUAUUCUUUUUACAAUAUAAUUUUUUUUUAUAAUUUUUUCUUUAUAAUUAUUUUUUUUAUAAUUUUUAUUUGUAUAAUUUUUUUUAUAAUUUUUUUUUAUAAUUUUUAUUUGUAUAAUUUUUUUUAUAAUUUUUUUUUAUAAUUUUUUUUACAAUAUAAAUUUUUUUUAAAUAUUUUUUUUUUUAAUAUUUUUUUUUUACAAAAUAAUUUCUUUUUUUAUAAUUUUUUUUUAUAUAAUCUUUUUUUUAUAAUUUUUUUUAUAUAAUCUUUUUUUAUACUAUUCAGUCAAAAUAUUGAAUUUAAAUAAUUUCCUGAGUUCAAUUACGAAUAUACAUACAUAUGCACACAUACAUAAAUUUAUAUAUUUUUUUUAUAAUUAAUUUUGUUUUAUAACUUAUUUUUUUAAUAUUAUUUCUAUUUUUUUUAUUUUAUUUUUUUUUUUAAUGGUUUGUUUUUUAAAUUUAAUUUUUUAAUUAAUUGUUUUAAUUUUUUUUUUAAAUAGCCACCAAAUAUUCUGUGCAACAUAACCAAAAAUUGAUUCCAAAAAAUUUCAUAAUUCAUUUAUUAAAAUUUUUUCUGUACAUUUUCAUUUUCUGUUUAUUCGUAAGCGCAUUUGUAGAAAUUUCAAUGCAAUUUAUACACAUCACUUUGAAGUACUAAAUUUAGAAAAGAAAAAAUAUUAAUAAUAUUUAGCACAUGUAGCAUUUUGUAUAGUGUUACUCAAUGAAUGGUUUGUACUUUUAUAUCGAAAGCUUAAGAAUGUAAGACAUAAUACCAAUGUGUAGGUUUAAUUGAGCAAAUUUUGUUCACAUAAAUUAUGUAUUUUACUUAAUUAAUUAAAAAUAAAUGUUUGUAAAAUUAAU